GUUAGUUACAAUUUACUUGUGAACGUGCUUUAUAGCGAAACUCGGUUUGUUGUUUACGUCAAUAUUUCAAAGUGAAAAAUUGAUAAAUGAAAUGUUGUUCUUCAUUUGAUUCAGAUGUUUCGCUAGCAGAACAUUUAUUUACAAUCAACUAUCGGCUAAAGUUGUAGUACACAAUGCGUAUAAUGUCGAACAGACAUGUUGGAUUGCUUCUUUAUAAUAGGUUGUGGUUAACAUCAACGCAAACCACAAUUUCAGCUACUGGUGUAUUUACUGCACAUCGCAAGGCCCACACAAAUGAACAAUUUAAUGGGAACUCUUACAACAACAAAAAAUUGUAUGCGGUUAUCGUUGGAGCAUCGGUUGCAGCCACUUAUGGUUUAUAUAGACAUUCAACAGCUAAUCAAGUGGAUUGUGAGGAACGGAAACGAUCGAAAGAUGCGAAGCCAGAUGCGAAAUUAUUUCAUUCGACUGUCAGAUCGGAAUUACCAACGUUCCGAUUAGAGGAAGUUAACCGGCACAACACAAAAGAAACUGGUAUAUGGGUGACGUAUGGAAUCGGUGUGUACGACAUAACACAAUUUAUACCUCAACAUCCGGGCAGCGAUAAAAUUAUGUUAGCGGCUGGUGGUGCAAUCGAUCCGUUUUGGCAUAUAUAUCAACAACACAAUACAACGGAAAUUCUGACACUGCUGGAGAGUUUUCGUAUUGGUAAUUUGAAUCCAGACGAUGAUGUAGGAACGAAAGAUCUAUUUGAUCCUUGGACCAAUGAACCUAAACGGCAUCCCGCACUCCAGCCGACAUCGCAACGACCAUAUAAUGCUGAACCACCAAAAUCAUUACUUAUUAAGCAGUUCAUAACGCCGCCGGAAAUCUUUUAUGUUCGAAAUCACCUCCCUGUACCGGAUGUAAACGUCAAUGACUAUGAACUGGAAGUCGAAGAUGAGGUCACUGGAAAACAUUUAUCGCUCACAUUUGACGACAUAAGGAAAUACCGAAAAUAUUCAAUAAUGGCUGCAAUAAUGUGUGGAGGAAAUCGUCGUUCGGAGAUGCACGAAGUCAAAGCGGUUAAAGGAUUAUCGUGGGGUAACGCUGCCGUGGGAAACGCCAUUUGGUCGGGACCAAAACUUUGUGAAAUAUUGAAGGACCUGGGAAUUGAAAGUGAUGACCACCGACAUGUUCAUUUCGAAGGAUUAGAUGAGGAUCCAACAUCAACAAAAUACUCUGCAUCGAUUACAUUAUCAAAGGCAAUGGAUGCGCGAGGCGAUGUUAUUUUAGCUUACGAAAUGAAUGGGGCUCCCCUUCCCAGAGACCAUGGUCAUCCAUUACGAGUCAUUGUGCCAGGCGUAGUAGGUGCUAGGAACGUUAAAUGGUUGGGUAGAAUUAUAAUUUCCCCAGAAGAAUCGGACUCGCACUGGCAGAAAGAUGAUUAUAAAGGCUUUAGUCCAAGUACGAACUGGGACAAUGUCGAUUUUAAGAAAUCACCCGCCAUUCAGAACAUGCCUGUAACAUCCGCAAUUUGUAGUCCAUUGAAUGACGAAGCUGUUAACGUGGUUAACGGUUACGUUACGGUUAAGGGCUACGCAUGGUCUGGCGGUGGAAAUAAAAUCGUGAGAGUUGACAUCACUGGUGAUGGUGGGAAAACGUGGCAAACGGCUGAAUUAGAGCAAGAAAGCAAUGAUCUGUCGACGGUUUCAACCGGACGUCACUGGUCGUGGACAUUGUGGACAGCGAAAAUCCCAGUUAGCAAAGGUACUUCGAAUAUUGAAAUUUGGUCGAAGGCUGUGGACUCAUCCUACAACGUGCAGCCGGAGUCAUUCGAAAAUAUUUGGAAUUUGAGAGGAAUGUUGAGCAAUGCGUACUCUAAAGUUAAGGUCAAAUUAAAUUGGUAGAGGACGAGGUAGAGGAUUUUUUACUGUUUUUCAAACGUUUUGAAUAAAUUGAAUAAAUUUUA
Messenger RNA from Bradysia coprophila, 1951 nucleotides. It is a transcript of the gene shop, whose product is annotated as sulfite oxidase. NCBI's taxonomy places the organism in Eukaryota, Metazoa, Arthropoda, Insecta, Diptera, Sciaridae. Gene Ontology annotation, biological process: sulfur compound metabolic process. Gene Ontology annotation, molecular function: molybdenum ion binding; sulfite oxidase activity; heme binding. Gene Ontology annotation, cellular component: mitochondrion. The record is from RefSeq and is a predicted model, not a curated record.